Vicia faba (fava bean) is the source of this 3474-nucleotide messenger RNA. The record is from the annotation of a GenBank genome assembly. NCBI's taxonomy places the organism in Eukaryota, Viridiplantae, Streptophyta, Magnoliopsida, Fabales, Fabaceae.
AUGUUAUCAUCUCUAAACCUUAACUUGACUAUAGUCAUACUCAUUUCAAUUUCAUCCCUUAUUGUCUCACAUUCUCAAACAUCAACAAAAACAACCAUUGAAAUUGAAAUUGAAGCAUUGAAAGCUUUCAAAAAAUCCAUAACACAUGACCCAAAUAAAAUCCUUGCAAGUUGGAUUGACACACGCCCUCAUUGCAAUUGGUCAGGCAUUGAAUGUAACAACAAUUCAAACCAUGUUAUAUCAAUUUCUCUACCUCAACUUCAACUCCAAGGUCAGAUUUCACCUUGGAUUGGUAACAUUUCAACUCUUCAACUUCUUGAUUUAUCUUCAAACUUAUUCACUGGUCAAAUUCCAAUUCAAAUUACUCUAUGUACUCAACUUACAUCGCUCUACCUUGUUGAUAAUUCUCUCUCGGGUUCGAUUCCUUGUGAAUUAAGUAACCUCAAAAUGUUGCAGUAUUUGGAUUUAGGUAAUAACUUUUUCAAUGGAACCCUACCUGAUUGCUUAUUUAACAUCACUUCGUUGUUAGGUAUUGCUUUCGAUUUCAACAAUCUUACUGGAAAUAUUCCGGAAAAUAUAGGAAAUUUAGUUAACACUAUACAAAUUGUAGGGUUUGGGAAUAGUUUUGUUGGAUCUAUACCGGUUUCUAUAGGUCGAUUAGAAUCUUUGAAAUCUAUUGAUUUUAGUCAAAAUAAGUUAUCUGGCGCGAUACCGAAAGAGAUUGGAAACCUAACAAAUCUAGAAAAUGUUCUAUUCUUUCAUAAUUCGUUGACCGGGAAAAUUCCUUCGGAGUUGGGUCAAUGUAGCAAUCUUGUAUACCUUGAGUUAUAUGAGAAUGAGUUCACUGGAAACAUUCCUCAUGAGUUAGGGAAUUUAGUUCAGUUGGAAACGUUGAGGUUAUUUGAUAAUAACUUGAAUUCGACUAUACCAGAUUCGAUUUAUAGGUUGAAAUCGUUAACGCAUUUGGGUUUAUCAGAGAAUAACUUAGACGGAACAAUUUCUUCUGAGAUUGGAAAUUUGAGAUCCUUAAAAGUGUUGACUCUGCAUUUGAAUAAGUUCACCGGGACGAUUCCUUUGUCGAUAACGAAUUUGAAAAACUUGACAUCUUUGUCCAUGAGUCAAAAUCUUCUUUCAGGUGAAAUUCCUUCAAACAUAGGUGUGCUUCAAAAUCUGAAGUUUCUUAUCUUGAACACUAAUUUUUUGCAUGGCCCUGUUCCUCCUAGCAUUACCAAUUGUACUAGUUUGGUUAAUGUGAGUUUAUCGAUUAAUUCUUUAACCGGAAACAUUCCUGAGGGCUUUUCGAGGCUUCCUAAUUUAACUUUCCUGUCUCUCGUAUCGAACAAAAUGAGUGGUGAAAUCCCUGAUGAUCUUUUCAAUUGCUCGAAUCUUAGUACUCUAAGUUUGGCGGAUAAUAACUUCAGUGGUACGAUAAAAUCUGGUAUCAAGAAUCUGUUUAAUCUCAUGCGUUUGCAGCUGAACGAAAAUGCUUUCGUAGGACCAAUUCCACGAGAGAUCGGUAACUUGAAUAAACUCAUCACUUUGUCCCUUUCUGAAAAUAGAUUUUCAGGGCAUAUACCGAUCGAAUUGUCCAAACUUUCUCUCCUUCAAGGACUUUCUCUCCAUGACAAUGAAUUAGAAGGUACAAUACCUGAUAAACUUUCUGAACUGAAUCGAUUGACGAUACUUUUUCUGCAAGAAAACAAGUUGGCUGGUCAAAUACCAGAAUCUAUCUCAAAGCUUGAGAUGCUUUCAUACUUAGAUCUUCAUGGAAACAAACUCAAUGGAUCCAUUCCGAAAAGCAUGGGGAAGCUUGACCAUCUUUUAAUGUUGGAUCUCUCUCACAACGAGCUCACAGGAUCGAUACCUGGAGACGUCGUUGCACACUUCAAAGGCAUGCAGAUGUAUCUUAACCUUUCUUACAACCAUUUCGUUGGAAAUGUUCCGUCUGAGCUAGGGAUGUUGGAAAUGGCACAAGCGAUUGAUGUUUCAAACAAUAAUCUUUCAGGUUUCCUUCCGAAGACACUCGUCGGGUGCAGAAACAUGUUCAGUCUUGAUUUCUCAGGAAACAAUAUUUCAGGUCCUAUUCCUGCUGAAGUUUUCAGUGGCAUGGACUUGCUUCAAACCUUAAAUCUUUCAAGAAAUCAUUUUGAUGGUGAAAUCCCUGAAAGCGUGUCGCAGCUUAAGAGUCUUAGUUUCAUAGAUCUUUCUCAGAAUAACUUGAAGGGAACUAUUCCUGCAGGCUUUGCCAAUCUUUCCAACCUGAUGCAGCUCAACUUUUCUUUCAAUCAACUUGAAGGUCCUGUACCUUUGACCGGAAUAUUUUCACAUAUCAAUGAAUCUAGUAUGGUAGGAAACCAGGCUCUCUGCGGCGCAAGAUUCCUAAGGCCAUGCAGAGAGAAUGGUCAUUCCCUAUCCAAGAAGAGCAUAGCUAUCAUUGCUGCACUUGGAUCUCUUGCUGUACUUCUAGCUGUAGUGCUUCUGGUUUUAUAUCUCAACCGAGGCACCUUGUUUGGUAGUUCUAUAAAGAGUGAUGAUAGUCACAAACCAGAGUGCAAUACAGCGUUGGCUCUUACAAGAUUUAGUCCAAAGGAGUUAGAAAAUGCCACCGGUUGUUUCAGCUCAGACUACAUCAUUGGUGCUAGCAGUUUGAGCACUGUUUACAAGGGUCAAUUCGGAGACGGUCAGAUUGUAGCCAUAAAAAGGUUGAAUUUGCACCAUUUCUCUUCAAAUACCGACAAGAUCUUCAAGAGAGAAGCCAGCAUCUUGUGCCAGCUGAGACAUAGGAAUUUGGUUAAGAUACUUGGAUAUGCUUGGGAAAGUGGGAAAACAAAGGCUUUAGUUCUCGAGUACAUGGAGAAUGGGAACUUGGAUAGCAUCAUACAUGAUAAAGAGGCAGAUCAGUCGAGGUGGACAUUAUCUGAAAGAGUCCGAGUUUUCAUUUCUAUUGCGAGUGGAUUGGAUUACUUGCACUCAGGUUAUGAUUUUCCCAUUGUCCACUGUGAUCUAAAGCCUUCAAACAUCCUUUUAGAUAGAGAUUUUGAAGCUCAUGUCAGUGAUUUCGGGACAGCUCGAAUACUCGGUCUUCAUCUAGAAGACGGUAAUGCCCUUUCCUCAUCAACAGCUUUGCAAGGCACAGUUGGCUAUUUGGCACCAGAAUAUGCCUACAUAACGAAAGGUACGCCUAAAGUGGAUGUGUUCAGCUUUGGUAUCAUAGUAAUGGAAUUUCUAACAAAAAUGAGGCCAACAGGGCUCUCAGAAUCAGUUAGUUUACACGACGUAGUGGCAAAAGCCGUUGCAAAUGGAAAGGAGCAGCUUGUCUACAUUGUGGACCCUGGAUUGAUCACGAAAGACAACGGGGAGGAGUUGGAAGAGCUCUUUAAGCUAUCAUUGUGCUGCACUCUCUCUGAUCCUGAACGUCGGCCUAAUAUGAAUGAAGUCUUAUCUGCCCUCGUGAAGCUUAAGACGGCAAGAUAG